Molecule: messenger RNA, 2868 nt
Organism: Gryllus bimaculatus (two-spotted cricket)
Lineage: Eukaryota; Metazoa; Arthropoda; Insecta; Orthoptera; Gryllidae
Source: the annotation of a GenBank genome assembly
GAAUAAAUGAGAGAAAUCACAUGCUGGUGUCCUCUUUUUUGAAUAAAUGAAAGCACUUGAUGCAAAACUUAUGCAAUUAUCGUAAAAUAUAUAGAUUUCUUCAAUGCCAUUGAUGUACAAUUUCAAAAAUUGUUUCGUGUCUCCCAAUGUAGUAUUGACUGCAUGGGUGUUGGCUGCAUUGUCUUGCAGAUGGCGGAUGGUGUCGCAGGUGUAAUAUUGGAAAAAGCCGAUCCCACACAAUUUCUGCAGUUGCACGGCCGCCCGGUUAAAAUUCAUUUGGAUCCGGCUGUUGCUUUGGCAGGCGACAGCCCGGCUAAUAUGAUGCCUUGGCAGGGUCGUGCUGAUGUGCUGAUAGAUCGGUUUGAUGUACGGGCACAUCUGGACCACAUUCCAGACUACCCAGUGCGCACUGACCCUCCAGAUCCAGAGCAGUUGUCAAGGGAAGACCGACUAGCCAACUAUGAACGUUACCGCAUCAUUGUGCAGAAUGACUUCUUGGGAGUUGGCGAGGAGAAAUUUCUCCAUCAACUGUAUCUGGAGGAACAGUUCGGAGCAAUGCGACCUGGUGAUGAACGUCGCCAACGCGCCCAGCAGCGCCAAGAGGCAGCGGCAGCUCGACAGCAGGCUGCUGGCGCGGCCAUUCCAUACUCGUAUGAAGACGCAGGAGGGGGUGGAGGAGGAGGUGGUGGGUCUUCGAGUAACAAUGUCGCCGGAGGAGAUGAUGCACAGGGAGAGAAGGAAGAGGAGAAAGAGGAGGAGGAAGAGGAAGAUGAUAGUGACAUUGAUUUUGAUUUGUGUGUUGAUGUGACCCAGGUGGGUCCGCAACAGGCUCAUGAGAUGAACACCUUUGGCGCAGCCUAUGGUAUGAGUGGCAAUGAUUUCUACACUUUCUUAACACGUGAUUUAGAGGAGCGGGAGUCUUUGAGGCAGGCAAGGGAACAAGAGGAGGAGAAGGCUAUGUACUCGGGUCGUAAAUCACGCAGAGAAAGGAGAGCUUUUAGGGAGAAACGUCUUCAGGGUCGCAAGAUCAGCCCUCCCAGCUAUGCUGCUCGAACCAGUCCAACUUACGAUGCAUAUCGCAAGUCUCCAAGUCGAUCUCACAGUCGAAGUCGCUCAAAAUCGCCUGCAAAUGCUGGGCAGAUCACAUACAUCACCAGCUUUGGAGGAGAUGAGGAUGAACAGCCAACUACUGCUAGCACCAUUGCUGGUGUUGGUAGAGGCCAGCCGGCAGCUUCUCCAGCCAUCCCAGCCAACACUGCUCCACCACGAGCUGCAAGGGGGAAGUCUCCACCUGGCAGGAAUUCACGUCGAUGGAAUCGUGACAGGGAUGAAUCCAGCUCGCCAACUAACACAAACAGGCAUUACCAUAGUGGUUACAGCCGAAGACGGUCUAGGUCUCGUUCACGGUCAAGGUCUCGAUCGCGAUCACGCUCUCGCCGAAAUAGGCACCGUCAUCGUCACCGCCGCGGCUCAUCCUCUUCCUCGUCGAGUAGCUCUUCGAGUUCAAGCAGCUCUCCUACAAGCCGGCGAACACCGUCAUCGUCUACGUCGAGUAGUUCAUAUCGUCGUGAACUUCCUGCCACUGCUGCUGCUACUGCUGCUGCUUCAACUGCAGUGACACCAGUUGCAUCUGGCCCACCUCGCGCUGUUGUUCCAGUGGUGCAACAGCCAAAUGCAGCUGCUUCUCUUGCUGUUCCUAUGAGGUCCAGUCCUCCUUCCAGCCGACUGCCACCACCUCCUGUAAAGAGGUAUUAUGGACGUCGGGGCCGGUCUUCCUCUUUGUCCCUGAGUGACUCAGAUGGGGGUGAGAAGGACAGCUCACAAGCUGGUGAUGUGCGACCUUCCCAGAACAGGACGCUCAGUUCAGGGUUUGGUAAUACUGGUGCCGGAACCAAAGUCAGGGUGUUGGAGAAAGGGCCGAGGGCGGAAGUGCACUCAAAAGCGCCGUGGUUGCAGGGAUCGGGCCCAUCUGGCCCUGCAUCAGCCACUGGAGCGUCGAGUGGAAACCAGACACCUUCUGCAAGCUCCCAGCAGAAGAAAUUUACACCACAGGAGCGGCUUAAGCGGAAGAUGCAAGCACUUUUGAACAGACAAUCCAUGUACAUGGAUGAUGGAGACGAAGAGGAUGGUGAAGAUGGAGGCAUAGAACAUGAUGAUGACGAUGAUGAUGCAGAAGAUGGGGAAGGUGGGGACAGAGUGGAUGGUGGUAACUCUGGAGAGAAUGGACGAAGAGGCCCCCCUCGUCGGUCACGUGGUUCUUCCCGUUCAUCCUCGUCUAGCAGUAGUGCCAGAAGCAGUGCCAGCCGCUCUCCAUCGCCCCCGCCAGCAAGGGCUCCUUAUCCCUCCCACUCGUCGCACUCGUAUCAGCAACACCAUUACCAUCACCAUCAACCUCCACCUGCUCCAUAUAGGCGCAAUAGGUGGGAUCAGUCUGGUAACAGUCGUGGCACAGGUGACCGUUAUUAUGGAGGUCCUCCUCGUUGGAGAGACCGUGAAAGGGAGCGUGAAAGAUCUCGCAGCCCGCCACCAAGGCACAGGCCUCUGGUUGACUAUUAGUGUGUGGCAGUUCAUGCUGCAAUGGCGGCAAUGAUGAGACUGUUGUAUGAAGAACAGAAGAACUGUGCUUGUAAAUGUUGGCCUGUAUAAUUUUUGUAAGCAAAUAAAAUACCCUAUAUCCAAAAGAGAAUUGACAGAGAUUAGUUAUUUGUCUAUAGAUUAGGUCUUAAAACUUUUCCAUCAAAUGUAAAUAUUUGUUAGACUUAUAAUGGGACCAAUGUGAGGAAACUUGAGUUGAAGCUGAGGAUAAGCUGAAGAUUUAUUAAAAAAACAUUUUUUUGUUAAUUUUCGUAACAGAAAAAUUAUAUUGAG